CAGUACACACACACACACACACACACAGAGCGUCUUAUCGUAGCAGAGAGGUUUGGAUGCUACGUGAAGUGUGUUUCAAGAAACUUGUGUUAUCAGCAGGAACACAAAACCACAGGGAGAUAGACCCACACCCCUAAACGGUGUAAGGUGGUGGAUGUCGGUUAUCGUGAUGUAACAUCCUAUUUUCAUCCCUCUGGGCCUAAUCUGCUGACUGCCGGCUGUGUCAUCUCCUUUGGGUUUCAUUUAGGAGCUCUAUAGUGAGGCAAACACCUCGUCUGUGUCACUGUUGACUUAAAAGAAGAGGUGCUUUCUUGUCUUUCUUAUGAAACACUGCUUUUGUGGAGUUCUGUGAUCAGGAAAACUCAGGCUCAUCAAUGACUCCUGGCUGACUGACAGCACUGGGAUCCUACCUUUCUGACAGAGGAUUGGUUACUGCAAGAUGAGUCUGAAACCUCAAGAACUGGUUAGUGUUGUGACAUCCCGGCUAAGUGACAAUCCCUCCUCUUUGGGUGAGAUGGACUUUUGAUCAGUGAGUGAGUGAGUGCUGCGUGUCCACAUCUCGUUUGGUGAAAAAGGAAAGUUAACUAUCUGAUGAAUCCACCUGUGAGAUGAUGAAUCGCUACACCACCCUGAAGCAGCUGGGUGACGGCACCUACGGCAGCGUGCUGAUGGGGAGAAGCAACGAGUCUGGAGAACUGGUGGCUAUCAAGAGAAUGAAGAGGAAGUUUUAUUCAUGGGAGGAGUGUAUGAACCUAAGAGAGGUGAAGUCACUGAAGAAGCUGAACCACGCUAACGUGGUGAAACUGAAGGAGGUCAUCAGAGAGAACGACCACCUCUACUUUGUCUUUGAGUACAUGAAGGAGAACCUCUACCAGCUAAUGAAGGACAGAAAAAAGUUGUUCCCUGAGUCAGUGAUCAGAAACAUAAGCUUUCAGAUUUUACAAGGCCUGGCCUUUAUUCACAAAUAUGGUUUCUUUCAUCGAGACAUGAAGCCAGAGAAUCUGCUGUGCAUGGGUCCAGAACUGGUGAAGAUAGCAGAUUUUGGACUGGCCAGAGAGAUCCGCUCUAAACCUCCGUACACAGACUACGUGUCAACGAGAUGGUACCGAGCGCCAGAGGUUCUGCUCAGGUCCUCUACCUACAGCUCUCCUAUUGACCUGUGGGCUGUGGGCUGCAUCAUGGCAGAACUGUACACUCUCAGACCUCUCUUCCCUGGGAACAGUGAGGUGGAUGAGAUCUUCAAGAUCUGCCAAGUCUUAGGCACUGUCAAGAAGGCGGAUUGGCCGGAGGGCUACCAGCUGGCUUCUGCUAUGAACUUUCGGUUUCCCCAGUGUGUGCCGACCCCUCUGAAGACCCUCAUCCCAAACGCCAGCAAUGAGGCCAUCACUCUGAUGAAGGACAUGCUGCAGUGGGACCCAAAGAAGAGACCAACUGCUGUUCAGGCCCUGCGGUAUCCGUACUUUCAAGUAGGACAAAUUUUAGGACCUCGCCCUCAGAGUCAGGACAUCAAGAAGGUGCAGGCCAAGGUGCAGGCUCAGAGGCAGGUAUCAGAGUCCAAGACUGACCCCGUACAGUCCACGUCUGAGUCCAAAGCCUCUACAUCCUCCUCCAGAAACCAUCAGCAGCAUCAUCAGCCUCUUCAGCAGAUCCCUCUUCCUCAAACUGAGUGUAUACCUGGAGGUCUCAGCCAUUCAAAAACAGCAUCGUUAGGCAGUGAGAACAGCAUCAGUGGUGGUGGAGGGGGCGGAGUGCUGAAGAGUGGCCGGCGUCGCUGGGGCCAGACGAUGGCCAAGACCUCAGACAGCUGGGAAGAGUCUGACCCUUCAGAAACUUCUGCCUCCAACUCCAAGAAACCCAGCCUGGGGAACGCAGAGGAGGAGAGGGGCCCGAUGGAGCACCGCCCACAGCCUAAGGAACAGAAACCUCUGUUUUCCUACAGCACAGUGACUAAACUACCCAACAACAUCAAAACCAGCCACAUGGACUCCAAUCUUCCAGGAUCGGCUGCACGGCAGCACUAUCUAAGCCAGUCCCGAUACUUACCUGGUUUGAUCAGCAAGAAUCAGAACUCCUCUGGAGAGAAAGAGAUGGGUGGGAUGACACUGAGGGACCUGUGGGAGAACUCCUCAAACACUGGCAGUAAACCACUGGCUCCUAUUGGGGCCCGAGUCAACGCAGAGGACAGUGCCUCUGGAUCUGUGGAUAGCCCACAAGAGAAAAGUGUUAUUAAGGAAAGAAUACUUGAGAAAAUCGAUCUCUCCAAAGGGAACUUUGUAAGCACCAAAUACAACCUCUCCGGAGGUUAUAUCCCAUCGUUCCAAAAGAAAGAAGUGGGCUCAGUGGGACAGAGGAUCCAGCUCGCUCCUUUGGGUGGACAGCACCCGAAUUUUGAGGGCUGGAAGAGGAGAGCAGACCGGACUCACAUGAAGGGGAGCAGCUACUCAGCUCUGGGGAAAAACUCUGGAAGCAUCCUGAGCAGAGCUCCAGCUGUCCAGCCGGUCCAUGGCAGGGUGGACUGGACCUCCAAGUAUGGCGGGAACCGAUAGAUCCGAAAAAAUGAGGGACAGCUUCUGCUAAAUGUUGAAGUAUGAGGUUAACCAGAAGUCUUACACCCAUGGAGGAAACUCUGGAUGUAGACUUCUGCAUGGUCCUCGAUACAAAUGACAUUUUCAGGAAAUCAUAUACUGAUGUAGAAGAUAGAUGAUAGGACGUAGUGUCACUAAAGGAGUACAGGACACGGUGGUUUGAUGUGUUUCCAGAGAGCCUGAAACAUGUUCAGUGGGUUCCCCUGGAGGUGACGGUUGCCAUGAUGCUGAAGACUGAUACUGUCUGCAAGACAAUCCCACUGUUUCCCGAAGGAUCAGUGUAGGGCCAAUCCUCCUGUUAGUGUCCAGAUGUUCUGAGUAGAAGUUAAAUGUAAUGUAAAGGUCUUCAUUUUGUACUUAAGUUCUUAUGGUUAAGUAUUAUUUCAUGCCUGAUUACAAAACAUAAACAGCCAUUUAUUUACACUUUCUAAGAGAUGAUGUUUCCUCUCAGAGAAUCUUCUUUGUGAUGUUAGAGAAGCUGGAACUUAUUCUGCACUUCUUUGUGUCAUGCAGUAAACUAACUGAUCAUUUUGUAAAGCUUUUGUACAAAUAAAGAUUACAAUAAA
Molecule: messenger RNA, 3151 nt
Organism: Notolabrus celidotus (New Zealand spotty)
Lineage: Eukaryota; Metazoa; Chordata; Actinopteri; Labriformes; Labridae
Gene: mak
Product: male germ cell-associated kinase
Exons: 16
Coding region: 609-2546 (645 amino acids)
Biological process (GO): cilium assembly; intraciliary transport; protein phosphorylation
Cellular component (GO): nucleus; cytoplasm; cilium
Molecular function (GO): ATP binding; protein serine/threonine kinase activity
Source: RefSeq, a predicted model, not a curated record